AUAGAAGAGUCCAGUCGCGUUCUAACCGUUUGCGAGCGUGGAAGUUUUCGUAGGUUUGGCGCCCCCGCAGAGAGUCCAGAAAAUUUUCCUGAAGGACACAUCCCGGAGGAGUGACCGUUCGCAGCAGGAAUCAUUGGGGCUGAGAGUUCUUGUUCGAUGCAUCGUGACUCGUGCUACAAGUUGUAAUUAUUACUGGUUGUGUUGUUUGUGUUGAUAAUAGUGACGUGUGUCGAAUGCCAAAAAAUCAGGUUGUUUGCGCGAGGCUUAUAAAUAACCCUCAUUUUUAAAGUGUGAAAUCGGACGUGAUUCGAAAAAGGGGGCACAUUUGUCAAUCGCAAUCGUUGCAUCCAUUGCCACAGCUGUUUUUUUUUUCAAUUUUUUUGUGUUGGAUAGUUUGCGUUCGAGGACUGCACAAAACAAUCUCCAAAAUGAACAUGCUGCAGGAUGAUAAUAUUGAUAACGCGAUAUCGGUAUUUCGAAGCGAAAGGCAAUUCCUUGAAGACCCCCAGGUGCGACUGCCCCCGCGGCCAACCAAACAAGCACCACCUACCGAGCAAAUUGAAACACGAAGCAAACGGCAAAAUGCGGGCACCAAAAUCUACAACCUGAUCAUCCUGAUCGUUGACAUCCUGGUGAUGCUAACGCGAUGGAUCUACUACACGCUGGAAUCAUUCUACCUGCUGGCGGUCCCUCCCAAACCGGAAGAUGUCGGCAAGGACAUCGUGCUGGUAACCGGCGCCGGUCACGGAAUCGGUCGCUGUCUGGCCCAGCAAUACGCUCAGCUAGGAGCAACAGUGAUCUGUUUGGACAUCAACGACAAGAUGAACAACGAAACGGUGGCCAGCAUUAAGCAGCAACAGGGGAACGCUUUUGGAUAUGUCUGUGAUGUUACGAAUCGGGAACAGAUUAUUGCCACAGCAAAAACCAUCAAGGAACAGGUCGGCAUCGUCACGAUUCUGAUAAACAACGCAGGAAUCAUGCCAACGCAUUCGCUUCCGCAACAGACCGAGGCUGAGAUUAGGAAGACUUUCGAAAUCAACGUUCUAGCUCAUUUCUGGAUACUUCAAACAUAUCUCCCGGAUAUGAUUCAGAAGAAUCGAGGCGCUAUUGUGGCACUAUCAUCAGUGGCAGGUCUGAUUGGUCUCAACAAUCUCGUACCAUACUGCGGCAGCAAGUGGGCCGUUCGAGGAAUUAUGGAAGCAACGUAUGAAGAACUCCGACAGGAUCCCCGUAAACCAAACAUCAAACUGACCAGCGUGUAUCCGUACAUGGUCGACACCGGGCUGUGUAAGAAGCCACGCAUGCGGUUUCCCAAUGUGAUGCGGUUGGUUAAACCGGAGGAGGCCGCAGCUGCCAUCAUCGAUGCCCAGCGGAGAGGUUUGGCCGAGGUGUCCAUUCCGAAGUAUCUCAUGUACCUGAACGCGUUCGUGCGGGUGUUUCCACUGAAGGCGGGAAAUUUACUGCGAGAUUUUCUGGACAGCGGGGUGGAAUCGGAUCUCUAAAGAAUCGUGGCUGAAACGAAAAAAACCUGUGACAAAUUAUUUACAAACUUUGCAUACAUUAGCUUUUACUUGUAUCGAUAGUACGGAAGCGAACAUAAAUACGAUAGCUUUCGAGGCAAAGCUACCACUGUAUCAUGAAUUGGUCCAAUCAUCUGCACAAAGACUAUGUUAGUAGACUUUUUUGUCGUUACUUUGUUCAGUAUGUUACCACGUGAAAACGAAAAUAAAUGCGGUGACGAAGAAACACUAAA
This is a messenger RNA of Toxorhynchites rutilus septentrionalis, 1753 nucleotides long. RefSeq names its product short-chain dehydrogenase/reductase family 16C member 6 (gene Ldsdh1). Lineage: Eukaryota; Metazoa; Arthropoda; Insecta; Diptera; Culicidae. Gene Ontology annotation, molecular function: oxidoreductase activity, acting on the CH-OH group of donors, NAD or NADP as acceptor. Gene Ontology annotation, cellular component: lipid droplet. The record is from RefSeq and is a predicted model, not a curated record. Bases 429 to 1502 code for a protein of 357 amino acids. The transcript is spliced from 5 exons.